Messenger RNA from Larimichthys crocea (large yellow croaker), 6549 nucleotides. RefSeq names its product extended synaptotagmin-like protein 1b (gene esyt1b). Gene Ontology annotation, biological process: lipid transport. Bases 308 to 5818 code for a protein of 1836 amino acids. NCBI's taxonomy places the organism in Eukaryota, Metazoa, Chordata, Actinopteri, Sciaenidae. Gene Ontology annotation, cellular component: endoplasmic reticulum membrane. Gene Ontology annotation, molecular function: calcium ion binding; phosphatidylcholine binding; phosphatidylethanolamine binding. The transcript is spliced from 52 exons. The record is from RefSeq and is a predicted model, not a curated record.
UUCAUCCAGAUAACGGGACUCGGUGAGGACCAGAACUUCGUGUCAGUCACUUCCUCUGGACCUCUGCUUGUUCAGUAAAAAAAACUUGCUCCAAUUCACCAUCAACAACUUUAAAAUCCGGAACGAAGAUGAGAAGAAUGGUGAAGUAGAAGCCCAGGGGCGCAACGAGCACCGACACGUCUGUUCAAGCUGUGGCAUGCUGCAGAAAUGAAACGUUAAAAGUAACAAUUUAACGUUAAUUUUUCACUUUUUUUUCUUUAUACAACCAUAACGUAAUAGUGAGAUUACUGCUUCAGAAGAUACCACUAUGCAAAGCGACAAAACCGAGCCGGGUGAGUCCAAGGGCGCCGAGAGUCCGAGCGCAAGCGACGCCGAGAAGAAGGCGCUGUGUUCCGCGGAGGCUGAAGCUCCCAAACCCAAGGGGAUAAGUGCCGUCGCGGUGCUCUGGACAUUUGGGAAAUGUCUUGGAGCAUUGCUACCCGUCUACCUGGCUGGUUACUACCGGGUUAGCACCAGUCUGUUGGUGUUCGGGAUGAUGGUGUACACGGGAUGGAAACAUGCCCGAGAAGCCAAAGAGGCACGCCUGAAAUCAGCCAUACAGUUCAUCAGCAACGAGGAGGAGUACACAUCCAGGAAAGUGUCCAAGAUCAAGAGAGAUCUGCCUGCGUGGGUCAACUUCCCAGAUGUUGAAAAGGUUGAGUGGCUGAAUAAGGUGCUGCAGCAGGUGUGGCCCUUUGUUGGCCAAUACCUUGAGAAGCUUCUGGUGGAAACCAUCGCACCAUCUAUCCGAGCCUCAAGUACCCACCUCCAGACCCUCAGCUUCACAAAAGUGGACAUGGGAGACAAGGCCAUGAAGGUCGUAGGGAUCAAGGCACACACAGAGAACGACAAAGGCCAAGUUCUGCUUGAUCUGUAUAUUAGCUAUGUUGGCAACGUAGAGAUCAACGUUGAGGUGAAGAGAUACUUUUGCAAAGCUGGAGUCAAAGGAAUACAGCUACAUGGGAUGAUGCGUGUAAUCCUGGAGCCUCUUAUCGGAGACGUGCCCAUAGUGGGUGCGGUCACCAUGUUUUUCAUCAAGAGACCUAAACUGGACAUCAAUUGGACCGGACUAACUAAUUUGUUGGACAUCCCUGGACUGAAUAUCAUGUCUGAUAGCAUGAUUAUGGAUGCCAUUGCCUCCUUCUUGGUGCUGCCCAACCGCCUGGUUGUCCCCCUGGUUCAGGGCCUGCAUGUAGCCCAGCUACGCUCUCCUUUGCCCAGGGGAGUGGUACGCAUCCACCUACUGGAGGCACAGAAUCUAGUAGCCGGGGACAACUAUGUGAAAGGGGUUAUGGCUGGCUUGUCUGACCCCUAUGCCAUACUGAGGGUUGGCCCUCAGACCUUCACCUCCAAACAUAUUGACAAUACACAUUCUCCCAAGUGGGAAGAGAUGUAUGAGGUCAUAGUCCACGAAGUGCCUGGUCAAGAGUUGGAGGUGGAGGUAUAUGACAAAGACCCAGACCAGGAUGAUUUCCUGGGCAGGACCAAAUUGGAUUUGGGCAUUGUCAAGAAGUCCAUAGUUGUGGAUGAUUGGUUCACUUUAAAAGACACUCCGUCAGGACGGGUUCAUUUCAGGCUGGAGUGGUUGUCCUUGCUGGCUAGCACUGAUCAACUAGAGCAGACCCUGAAGAGGAAUGAAAGCAUCACCAGCAAGGCUGGUGAUCCACCGUCUUCAGCCAUUUUGGUUGUGUAUCUGGACAAGGCUGAGGCACUUCCUAUGAAGAAGGGAAAUAAAGAGCCCAAUCCCAUGGUGCAGUUGUCUGUGCAAGACAUCACAAGAGAGAGCAAGACUUGUUACACAACCGUUAAUCCAGAGUGGGAGGAAGCGUUUACCUUCUUUAUCCAGGAUCCACGCAAGCAGGACAUAGACAUUCAGGUGAAGGACGCUGACCGUGUGCAGACUUUGGGCAGUCUGACUAUCCCGCUGUCCCGUCUACUGUCCAAUUCGAAUCUUUCUCUGGACCAAUGGUUCCAGUUGGACAAUGCCGGAUCUGCCAGUCGUAUCUACAUCAACACAGUUCUCAGGGUCCUGUGGUUAGAUGAGGAACGUAUUCCAUCUGAUGUGUCAUCUAAUCUGGAGGCUGGACUGUCCAAACUACUGCCCCAGCAGACGUCCCCUCAUCCUAGCUUUGCCACAGAGGGGCUGCUUAGAAUUCACGUAUUGGCCGGGCAGAACCUUGUUCCAAAAGAUAACCUGAUGGGGGGCAUGGUAAAAGGCAAGAGUGACCCCUAUGUCAAGAUCAACAUUGGGGGUGAAACAUUCACAAGUCAGGUUAUCAAGAGCAAUCUUAACCCCACUUGGAAUGAGAUGUAUGAGGUGAUUCUUACCGAGCUGCCUGGCCAGGAGCUGCAUGUGGAGGUGUUUGAUAAAGACAUGGACAUGAAGGAUGACUUCAUGGGCAGGCUGAAGAUCAGUCUGAAGGACAUCAUCGAUUCUCAGUACACCGAUCAGUGGUACAAUCUCAGUGAUGUGAAGUCUGGUCGAGUUCAUCUGGUGCUGGAAUGGGUUCCAAAAGCUUCCGAGUCAGACAGAUUGGACCAGGUUCUUCAGUUCUAUUCCAGACAGUCCUACCAAAAUAAGACAGUUCCCUCUGCAGGCUUACUGUUUGUUUUUAUUGAGCAAGCAGAUCGCUUACCAGUUAAGAAGAGUGGCAAGGAUCCAAAAGUGGGAGCAGAUGUUACUCUUGGAAAAAUAUCUCGGAAAACCACCGUGUGUGAUCGGACCACAUCACCUCAGUGGAAUGAAGCAUUCUGCUUCCUUGUUCAAGACCCCAGAGAAGAUAUUCUUGUCGUUAAGCUAUCCCACAGCUGGACCUUGCCCCUUGGUUCCCUGGUGGUGCCUAUCAAAGAGCUGCUCUCUGAACCAGAGCUGGUCCUAGACCAGUGGUUCCAUCUGGAUGGAGCCUCACCUGAGAGUCAGGUUCUUCUGAGAGCCGAACUCAAGAUGCUGAUUCCUAGCAAAUGUCCAGGGGCCACUGACAAGGUUAAGGUCACUUCAGUGUCAGACCCUUCCCCUGCUCCGCAAAAACAGGAGACAGACACAGUGCUGAGGUCAAGUUCAGUAGACGUUCCUCCCACAGAGACUGUUGUCUCUUCGGUAACCUCACGUGAAGAUGAUGACGUGAAGGAAACAGCAGCUGAUGUGAUUGAGGAGAAGGUGGAGGAGGAAGAAUCACCAAUCCCUGCUGUAGCACAACCUCCUCACACUUCCCCAGACCUCGGCUUUGCCAGCGAGGGGCUGCUGAGAAUCAUCCUCAUGGAGGCCCAGACUCUGGUUGCCAAAGAUAAAAUGAUGGGUGGUUUGAUAAAGGGCAAGAGUGACCCCUAUGCCAAGAUCAAUGUCGGAGAGUUUGCGUUUAAGAGCAAGGUAAUCGACGGGAAUCUCAACCCGGUCUGGAACGAGAUGUACGAGAUGGUGCUGAGGCCUCAGUCAGGACAGGAGGUGCAAGUAGAGCUGUAUGAUAAAGACAUGGACAAAGAUGACUUCCUGGGCAGAUUCAAAAUCAGUGUGGCAGACAUCAUCCAAUCCCAGUACACAGACCAGUGGUACACCCUAAAUGACGUGAAGUCUGGACGUGUUCGCCUGAUACUGGAGUGGGUACCAGCAGUGUCUCAUAACGCCACCUUGGAUCAAGUGAUGCAGAUGCAGUCUCUACAGUCUUACCACAACAAGGCCGUUCCCUCCACAGCCCUGCUCUUUGUUUAUUUGGACAGAGCACACUCAUUGCCUUUUAAGAAAAGUGGAAAGGAGCCCAAGGCUGCAGCUGAGCUUGUGUUUGGUAACACAACUUACAAAACCAAGGUAUGUGAUCGCUCCAGAUCACCUCAGUGGAAUGAGUCAUUCUACUAUUUGGUUCGCGACCCCAGAGAGGAGAUGCUCAUAGUGAAGUUGUCAAGUGCAUGGGACCAGCCUAUGGGAUCUCUCGUAGUCCCUGUGAGAGAGCUGCUCUCUGAACCGGAGCUGGUCAUGGACCAGUGGAUGCCCCUGGAUGGAGCCUUACCUGAAAGUCAGAUCCUACUGAGGGCUGAACUCAAGAUCCUGAGCUCGAGGAUGACUGAAGCUCCACAGCCCUCUGUGACUGCUGCAACGAAGGAAGAGAUUCCCUCUGAGCCCACGUUCAAAGCAGUCAUGGAGGAUGAAAAAAGCUCAGAGGAGCCCACGCAUGAAUUGGUGGCAGAAUCCAGCCAGUUUGAAGCAGCAGAAGCAGACGCUCCAGCCUCCACAGAAGACGCUACACCCGCUGAACCAGCUGCCACUCACACCACACUUGAUCCAUUCCCUGCUGCUGCACUGGUGGAGGAACCAACAGAUCCAGAAGAGCAUCCGUCACUGCCAGAGGCAGCAGUUAAAGGAAGCUUUGAACCUCAGCAGAUACAGACAGAGGAUUCCGGUUUAGACAACCUUGCUCAUGCCACAGUGACUGGUCUUCCUGUUGACACCGUGGGGCCGGCGGAGGUCACAGAAAUCCCCAAAGCUGUUCUUCCACCACACACUGACCCCAGCCAGGACUUCGGUAAAGAGGGGCUGCUGAGGAUUCACCUGCUGGAGGCUCAGAAUCUGGUGGCCAAAGAUAACCUGAUGGGUGGCAUGGUGAAAGGCAAGAGUGACCCCUAUGUCAAGAUCAACAUAGGGCAAGUCGCAUUUAAGAGCCAUGUUAUCAAGGAGAAUCUCAACCCGACGUGGAAUGAAAUGUAUGAGGUGGUUUUGAGUGGACACGGCAACCAGGAGAUCAAAUUUGAAGCGUUUGAUAAGGAUUUAGACGCCGAUGACUUCCUUGGCAGAUUCAGUGUUCAGCUAAAUGAGGUCAUCAGAUCCCAGUACACAGAUCAGUGGUACACUCUAAAAGAUGUGAAGUCCGGGCGGGUUCACUUGAUACUGGAAUGGGUUCCUACAGUGUCACAUUCAGUCACACUUGACCAGGUACUGCAGCUUCAGACUCUGCAAUCUUAUCAGAACAAAGCUGUCCCCGCCGCUGCUCUGCUCUUUGUACAUAUCGAGAGAGCACAUUCAUUACCUUUGAAGAAGAGUGGAAAGGAACCCAAAGCAGGAGCUGAGCUUGUUCUGGGUGAAACAACAUACAAAACCAAAGUGUGUGACCGCAGUACCAACCCUCAGUGGAAUGAAUCUUUCUACUUUCCGGUCCAGGACCCUAAAAAACAGAUGCUUAUUUUAAAGUUGUCCAGUGGUUGGGACCAGCCAAUGGGAUCUCUGGUGGUACUGGUCAAGGAUCUGCUUGCAGAGCCAGAGCUGGUCCUGGAUCAGUGGUUCCAUCUGGAUGGAGCCUUACCGGAGAGUCAGAUCCUGCUGAGGGCUGAACUCAAGAUUCUAGAGUCCAAAAUGGUGGAUCUGAUCAGUGCAGGGACUCUGCCCUGUGCUGCCCCUGGUCCUGGAAAUGGACAGGUGAAGCUGUCUCUGUCAUAUGCUUCGCAGGAGAAACAGCUCAGCGUCGUCGUCCAUGCCUGCAGAGGUCUGUUGUCUCAAGGUAAGGAUGGUGUGGACAGCUAUGUUUCCCUCAUGCUGCUGCCAGACAAAAGUAAGGCCACCAAGAGGAAGACGGCAGUGAAGAAACGAGACCUCAACCCAGAAUACAAUGAGAGGUUCGAGUAUGGUCUGCCUGUGGAUGAGGCAAAAUUCAGACGCCUCAGUGUAUCAGUGAAGAAUAACUCGGCCUCGUUCAGGAGCCGCGACGUCAUUGGACAGGUGCAGAUCGAGUUGGCUCAGCUUGACCUGAUUUCCGGUGUCACAGAAUGGUUCACUCUGAAAGACGAAGCCGACUAGUCGCUCUGCUUGCCGAUGUCGUCGUAGUACAAAGAUGAUGAUGUCGUCACUCAACUUGGUGUUAUCCCACUGCUGCAAAUCACACUGAUGCCUUCACCUCCCACCUUUACAGUACCACUGUGGCAGCCUUACCUGCAUCCACCCAGCUCUCUGUGUACUGACACAUAAUAUAGAAUUAGACUGCACUGUAUAUUUACGUAGGUCAAUACUCUCACCGAGGAUAAGUAGGUUGAAGUAGCUAAACGCAGAGUUUACAAAGAUAAAAAGCAAGUUUGUACUGAAGGUCACUUUACUAUAUGAAGAAUUUAAGUUUUUAAGAUUGAGUGCAGCAAGUGAAAGCUAAACAGGCGCAGAAAGAAUGAAGUCAUAUUUCUUUUUCUUCUUUUUUUGUUGUUGUUGCAAGAAUGUUUUAAAUCAGCUUGAAGUGCAGUAACGUUUUAAACUAUAGUUUCAAGUAUUGCUCAUAAAUGCCAAUUCAGUAUUUUGGAUCCGUUUUAUGACUUACAUUGGCGUUAUUAUAUAUAUCACAGCACUUGAAAUUGCUUUUGAAAAUAUUUUUUUUUUAAUAUUUUUUUUUCUUUUCUACAAGACGUAUUUGUUACACCCGUGUCACAAUUAAAUCAUGAUAUGUUUGAUUUUUCUUUUUUGUGUAUAUUUGCAAAGCUUAUGCUUCAGAUCUGAUACCGUUUGUUGAAAGGUGGUAACAAAAAUAAAUGAUUUUGCACAUGUCA